AAAGGUUUUGGCAUGCUCUGAUCACGUUUCUGCAGUCCUUUUUAGCGUAGGAUGCGUGGUUCUGGAGUUAUGAGAAUCAAUUGCAAAUCCAUUUAUUGUUAUCUCACUCAUUUCCGGUGCUCCUGACCCUCAUCAACGUUCCAUUCUUCUUAUCUAUACUUCGAACACCCUUUUAGCGUUCUUAUCUAUUACACGCUGUUAACCCUCAUUAUCUUUCAUUUCCUAUGUCGUCAAUAAAACACAACCAUUCAUUUUUUAUUUUUUAUUUCAUUACUUUUUUCUACAAAAUAUGAGUGGAACAUCUCAUCCACAAAAAUAUCAUUGUACAGUGUGUUUCCUGUAAAUAUGUUCGUAAAACUAUUCAUUGAACAUCCUUGAAACUUAAAUAGCAAAUACAUUAAGCAAUAUUCACCACAAACUGACGUCCAAUCAUUCUGAAUCCUAUCAACAUUCCAGUCCCAUCUCUUACAAUUCCUUUUCAAAAACUGAAGAUGAUAUCGCUCAGGUGUUCGUCCAUAUGAAUCAAAAUAUUGACCGAUGCCAUUCACAUCGAUAUGUACAGCUACCCAGUGUGAGCCUGGUUUAUCAUCCGCAUCCAAAUUGCAUAUUAUAUACGUUGGUACAUGUGUAUACAUAGGUAGUCUAUUAGCAGCAUAAACAUUAUUUUCUAGACUGGGAUGAAUCUUUUUCAUAUGUUUUUUUAAUUCUAGUGUAUCCAUGAUAUCACUGUUAUUAGCAGUUUAUUGCAGUACCAAUCUAUUCAAUGGUUGUCAUAGGAAUGUUCAAUUAUAGUGAUUUGUAAAUCGCAUAGUGAUCUUCAUGCCUGUUGCGACGUGAGAUAAGUUUGUUGACUCAUAGAGUUCCGUUGUACUUAGGAAUUUACUUCAGAUAACGUGGUCAUAGUAAUGUGUAAUUAAGAUAGUGAUUUGUGGGAGUCACAAAACAUGUUCAUGCCUGUUGCGACGUGAGAUAAGUUUGUUGACUCAUAGAGUUCAGAUAAGAAUGGUGCUAUAUAAGAUCGAACAGUUGCAGUCAUGCAGUCAGUCUAUGGUCGUUUGACCACAGUGGAUUGUGUACGUCUACCAAUACUACGUUUGUGUUACUUACUUCAACGCAUCAAUGGUCAUGGAGAGAUCAUUCAACUUCGCAGACGAUAAUGAAAAUACCUAUAAACAGUAUUACUACUCGCCACUCUCUCCCCAACACGAAGAAGAGAGUGAUGUCAUCGUCGUUAAUAACACAGACGAUGGAGGAAAAAGGAAAUCGCAACCGAUUGAUCAAUUUUUUGAAGUGACACCAAAAAUAAAAAGGAAGAAGCUGCUAUCGUCGACUGUGGCACGAGCUGCUAGAGAUGGCGUAUCAUACAUCUCUACAAAUUCUGACGACGGAGACCAAGCGACGCAUCUCAUAAAAAUUGAAAUGUAUGAUAUGAAGAAACUAUCCAAGAUUCCAAUUAGUGAUCACUGGAAGCACGCUACCACGAGGAUUAAAUAUUACGUAAAGAAUAAUAAGGAUAGCAUCUACGACAACACAAACGGUCUCGUAUACAAUAUUACAAAGACAAUAGCAGAAAGUGAAAAAGUUAAAAAAUACUUUUUUAACAAUGACACUCAUUAGUGGAUUAGUGAAUGUGAUUCUGUUUACUUAAAGUACUUCUGUGUAA
Molecule: messenger RNA, 1663 nt
Organism: Spodoptera litura
Lineage: Eukaryota; Metazoa; Arthropoda; Insecta; Lepidoptera; Noctuidae
Source: RefSeq, a predicted model, not a curated record